Penicillium longicatenatum is the source of this 972-nucleotide messenger RNA. RefSeq names its product putative mitochondrial dicarboxylate carrier protein. Lineage: Eukaryota; Fungi; Ascomycota; Eurotiomycetes; Eurotiales; Aspergillaceae. The transcript has 2 exons. The record is from RefSeq and is a predicted model, not a curated record. Gene Ontology annotation, biological process: transmembrane transport. Gene Ontology annotation, molecular function: oxoglutarate:malate antiporter activity. The coding region runs from base 1 to 972 and encodes 323 amino acids.
AUGGCCUCCAACUCUGUCCAAGAUUCACCCAGCAAUCCCGUGGCUCCGGCUCAAUCCCAAGUUAAAACCCUCCUCCAAAACCCAUACCUCCGUGCCGCCCUCCCCUUCAUCAAUGGCGGCCUCUCCGGCAUGACCGCGACGGCAGUAAUCCAACCAGUCGACAUGGUAAAAGUCCGCCUCCAACUCGCCGGUGAAGGCGCAAAGACAGGCCCCCGCCCCUCCGCCUUCGGAAUCACCCGCGACAUCAUCGCCGCCGGAAAGUUUCAAGAUCUCUAUACCGGCCUCUCAGCCGGACUCCUCCGCCAAGCAGUCUACACCACCGCCCGUCUAGGCCUCUUCGACACAUUCAUCAAAACCCUCAACGCAAACGCCGAAUCGGCAAACCGAAAAGUCACCUUCGCCGAACGCGCGGCCGCAGGCCUUACGGCCGGUGGCAUCGCAGCCAUGAUUGGAAACCCAGCCGAUCUAGCACUUGUCCGGAUGCAAUCCGACGGCCUGAAACCCGCCGCCGCCCGCGCAAACUACCGUUCCGUCUUUGAUGCGCUGGCUCGCAUUCCCAAGGCGGAGGGUAUCGGUGCGCUGUGGGCAGGCGCUCUGCCAACGGUGAUCCGGGCCAUGGCGCUGAACAUGGGACAGUUGACCUUCUUCGCUGAGUCCAAGGCACAACUCAAGCAACACACGAGCCUUUCAGCUCAGAACCAGACUUUCGCUGCAUCUGCGAUCGCGGGUUUCUUUGCUAGUUUCCUUUCGUUGCCGUUCGAUUUUAUCAAGACGCGGUUGCAGAAGCAGACUAAGGAUCCAAAGACGGGUCAGGUGCCUUAUCGGGGUGUCUUGGAUUGUGCGCGUAAGGUUGUGGCUGAGGAGGGUUGGAUGCGGUUCUAUCGUGGCUUUGGUACUUACUACGUGCGGAUCGCUCCUCAUGCUAUGGUGACCCUCAUCGUGGCCGAUUACCUCAACCUUAUUACGAAAUAG